This is a messenger RNA of Penicillium longicatenatum, 795 nucleotides long. RefSeq names its product casein kinase II subunit beta family protein. The transcript has 3 exons. The record is from RefSeq and is a predicted model, not a curated record. Gene Ontology annotation, cellular component: protein kinase CK2 complex; cytoplasm. Gene Ontology annotation, molecular function: protein kinase regulator activity. Bases 1 to 795 code for a protein of 264 amino acids. Lineage: Eukaryota; Fungi; Ascomycota; Eurotiomycetes; Eurotiales; Aspergillaceae.
AUGAUGGAAGAUUUCAAUAGCGAGACGGAUAGUGACUACACUAGCUACUGGCGAGACUGGUUUGUCUCUUCGCGGGGGAAUGAGUAUUUCUGCGAGAUCGAUGAGGAUUACUUGACCGACCGAUUCAACCUGACUGGUUUGAAUACCGAAGUCCCCUAUUACCAAUAUGCGCUGGACCUGGUGACCGAUGUCUUCGACCUUGAUGCCGAUGAUGAUCUACGAGAGCAGAUUGAAAAGUCCGCUCGCCAUCUGUAUGGACUGGUUCAUGCGCGUUACAUUGUCACCACUCGUGGUUUGGCAAAAAUGCUUGAUAAAUACAAGAAAUGUGACUUUGGCAAAUGCCCGCGCGUCCUGUGUGAUGGCCACCCCCUUUUGCCUAUGGGUCAAGCAGAUCUCCCCAAUUCGACCACCGUGAAGCUCUACUGUCCUAAAUGCGAGGACAUCUACAACCCCAAAUCCUCGCGCCAUGCCUCAAUCGACGGGGCUUACUUCGGCACUUCAUUCCACUCUAUCCUCUUUCAGGUCUACCCAGCAUUGAACCCCGAAAAGAGCCUCCGCCGCUAUGAGCCCCGUAUCUAUGGCUUCAAAGUGCACGCAGCUGCCGCUCUGGCGCGCUGGCAAGACGGCCAAAGAGAAGAUCUCCACUGGCGUCUGAACGAAUUUGAUAUGACUCACAAGUUUAUUGAAGAAAGUGAGAGUGAAGACGAUGCGUUUGAGUACGGUGAAGAGGUCCCUGAAGCAACCGAAAAGGUCGCCGGGGAUGCGGCGUCUGGUCGCAUGGAUCUUGGCAAUUAA